Molecule: messenger RNA, 6326 nt
Organism: Fopius arisanus
Lineage: Eukaryota; Metazoa; Arthropoda; Insecta; Hymenoptera; Braconidae
Product: furin-like protease 1, isoform 1-CRR
Exons: 13
Coding region: 2154-5258 (1034 amino acids)
Biological process (GO): peptide hormone processing
Cellular component (GO): trans-Golgi network; Golgi membrane
Molecular function (GO): serine-type endopeptidase activity
Source: RefSeq, a predicted model, not a curated record
GACCUCGUGCUCGGUAAUUUUUUUUUUUCCCCCCCAUUUAUCAGAAUAAUGAAAUAGACUCUCGGUGGAUAAUAAUCCAUGGGAUACCCGGUUGUCUCACGCGGUGGAGAAAAAAAAAAUAACGAAACCAGAGAAGAGGAUGAAAAGGCGUUGCGAUAAGUUGUCGAGCGGUUGUUGAGCGGUUGUCGGGCAUUUGGCGCCGGUGGUGUUUGGCGUUUCGGGGAUUUCUUCGAGGAUUGUCAGGCACGCGGGAACAGCUAUGCCAUUGUGAGAUGUGAAAAUCAAGACAGGAUGGCACUCAUGUAUACGUCACACGUUUCCCGGUGUUUAUGCUCGAGCCAGAAAUGAAUGAGGACUUCACUGUAAAUCAUAAGCUCCGAACAAUAGAAAAAACAAAAAUAAAAAGAAAACCAGAAACCGAAAAAAAUAGUGAUUGAGCCCCGAGGUCGACGUGCCUAAAUCGUCACGAGAGACUUAUAUAGAAAAAAAAUUGACAAGGUAAAACCGAAAAUAAGUCGUAAAAAUCCGGAUAAUAUCUCGUGAGACAGUUUGUAUGGUAUGGAACUACCGUGGCAACUCAAUCGAUGAAGGAAAUUCCCGCAGUCGAAGUGUCACGUACGGGAGAGAAUCAGCGGAUGGCACGAGAGGAAAAAAUCGUCGGAGUAACGCCGAUGAUAUUCCAAUAUUCCCCGACACCUCAGUCAUAAUACCAUGAUCAUAGAUAUACAAACAAGCCCCCUGAAUUGAGAGAAAGCAAUUCCCAAGAAUUCCAAAUGGUUGUGAAAGAGAAAAUAAUAAAAAAUGACAAAAGAGGGUAAAAAAUAGAAGAUCCCCGAGGAAAAACUGGUUUCGUUACGGGUGAAUCGGGUGGAAGCCAAAUGCCUUCCAUAGAUGCCUGAAUAGCCAGGAAAUCCGUGGGUCUUUCCUGCUCCAUCUCCGGCUACCGGUGCUAUCCUCGAUUGAGCAUCGCCUUAGCCUCAAGCCCUCACUGGACCCGAUAUAGAGGUCCAGGAGUCGUCAGGCCCUCACAACCCACAGGAACAAAGAAAUCCAGAUACCUCAAAAAAUCUCUUACUCCAGUUGAAACUCCUAGCAAGAUGAUUAAACCGAUUGCCCUCCUAUCCGACUAAACCAUCUCGAAAGGUCAAUCAGGAUUUUAUCAGUUGUCUUGAUGGGCCUGAAUUCCGGGGCAAGCCAAGAAAGUGAGAGGAAAACUAAACCCAUGCCUUUCGGACAGAAAAACUGGUUAAAGCUGGUGUACCGUAAGCAACAGAUCAUUCUGCCCUGGUGAAAAUUAGCUCGACAAAAUUCUGUCAUAUUUUCACAAACAACGGGAUAUAUUACGAUUUACUACUAAAAAAACUUGCUCAGGAUUUGAUAAAAAAUUUUCGGCAAUUAUUCAAUAAUUAAUUAUAUUUUUUUUGGGAAAAUGCGAUAGAGUCGAGGAUUUCUGUCAACAUUUGACUGAAUCAAUCGAGCCGAUUUCCCCGUGGGCAGUGGAACAAGAUGAAAUUCAAAUGGAGUGCAGUGAUUGCCGUUUAUCAUUGGGUUUAUCUAAUUAGUAAACACAUCUAGAGUGGAUGGAGCGGUGUGCAAGGAAGAGGCGUCGCCAUUGGUGAUAUUCACCGCGUGACGCACACUCAGUUCAGUACUUAACUGCUCAAACGUAUCGCGCGCGAUUCAGUUCACCCGACGUCGGGCUCGUGGUUACGUCAACUUUUAUAUCGACACUUGUGUAAAUUCGAGUAUACCACGCUCAAUACCCCUGAACCACGUGCGAGUGCAGCAAUUCAACUUGUUAAAUUUUAUUAUUAUUCUUUGAAUUUCCCUUUUGACGAGUGAUGUAAUAAUUGGCACAACUGGGUUAUCAGCUUAUUGAAGGAGUAGGCAAAUAAACUCGGGGUUCCCAGUGAAAUUUAUUAUCUGUUUUAUAGUGAGUGCUGUGUUAUCCAUGUUCAUCGUGACGAGACGUUGAGACAAGUCUUUAUCACUCUCUUUUGGCAUUUCUUUUAUUACUGAUAUUAUUAGAGGAAUAGUGAACGGUUUCGACUUCAUGGUUUUGAGGAUUGAUAGGGUGAUAUUUAGUGAGUGGACGUGAGAGGAUAUAAGUGAGUGGACAAGUGAUUGGUAGUGAUAUUCGAUCGAGUGGCGCGAUGAUUGCCGAAAAAUGGAUUUUGCCUCUGGCCCUUUUACUGAUUACCAUCCAGGGCUGUGUGAGGGCUUAUUCCAGCCAGUGGGCGGCUCAUAUCGAUGGUGGUGUUGAAGUGGCUAAACAGGUAGCUGAGGAUCACGGAUUUCAAUAUCUUGGAAAGAUUUUCGACAAUUGCUAUCAUUUCGAGCAUCGAUCCGUGGUGAAGAGGUCGACGCAGCCACACCUGGGGGUGCAUCGUCGCCUCAUUAAAGAUAAGAGAGUACGUCGAGCUGAGCAACAACGAAUCAAAACCCGACUUAAGAGGGAUUUAAUUAAUAAACGUGGUCCUGCCAACGUACAAACAAUCCUCAACGACGACAGAUGGCCGCAGAUGUGGUAUUUGAAUCGUGGCCAUGGGCUCGACAUGAACGUCCAGGGCGCAUGGGCAGAAGGAAUCACUGGUCGCGGUGUGGUUGUGACAAUCUUGGACGAUGGCCUGGAAAAAGACCACCCGGAUCUCUACCGAAAUUACGAUCCCCAGGCAAGCUACGACGUGAAUGCCCACGACGAUGACCCGAUGCCGCGGUAUGACCUGGUAGACAGCAAUCGUCAUGGCACCAGAUGCGCGGGUGAAGUAGCAGCGACCGCAAACAAUUCAAUUUGUGCUGUCGGUGUGGCAUAUGGAGCUGGAGUCGGAGGAGUGAGAAUGUUGGACGGAGACGUAACAGAUGCCGUUGAAGCCAGAUCUUUAAGCCUCAAUUCUCAGCACAUAGAUAUAUACAGUGCCUCAUGGGGUCCUGACGACGAUGGUAAAACCGUUGAUGGCCCCGGUGAACUCGCCACCAGGGCAUUCAUCGAAGGAAUUACCAAGGGACGUAGUGGCAAAGGUUCAAUAUUUGUGUGGGCAUCGGGUAAUGGGGGGAGAGACCACGACAAUUGCAAUUGCGAUGGUUACACAAAUAGCAUAUGGACACUAUCAAUAAGUAGUGCUACGGAAAAUGGUUUAGUGCCGUGGUACAGUGAGGCAUGUUCGUCAACACUAGCAACAACAUAUAGUUCUGGAUCAACUGGUGAGAAGCAGGUUGUCACAACUGAUCUACAUCAUCACUGUACGAGUAGUCACACGGGAACUUCAGCAUCAGCUCCACUCGCUGCUGGUAUUUGUGCACUAGCCCUCGAGGCUAAUAGAGAGCUUACGUGGCGUGACAUGCAGCACAUUGUUGUUAGAACCGCAAAACCAGCAAACUUGAAGGCACCAGAUUGGGUUACCAAUGGUGUUGGCCGAAAUGUUAGUCACAGUUUUGGGUAUGGUUUAAUGGACGCAACAGCGAUGGUGCGACUUGCUAAAAAAUGGCGAACAGUGCCAGAGCAGCACAAAUGCGAGGUGUCAGCCCCACACAUGAACAGACAGAUUCCAUCCAGAAGUCAAUUGGUGCUAGAGCUGCACGUGAAGGAGUGCAGUGGAGUAAAUUUCCUGGAGCAUGUGCAGGCGAAAAUAUCGCUGAUGGCGUCUAGACGAGGAGAUCUUGAAAUUACGUUGACGUCACCUCAGGGCACUAAGAGUACGUUACUGGCGAAGAGACUGCAGGAUAUUUCAAAGGCAGGUUUCAACCAGUGGCCAUUCAUGUCAGUGCAUACUUGGGGAGAGAGACCGCAUGGCACAUGGAAGCUAGAAAUUCACAAUGAGGGUCGAUAUCUCGGUCGAGCUACUCUACACGAAUGGGCACUGAUGUUCUACGGUACAGCAACAGUCCCCGAUCGGUCUGAAUACGCAUUGUACAGUCCAGCAAGUGGAAAUCCCCCGAAAAAGUCAUUCAUCAAGUUGCGAGAAUCGAAUUAUUCGAGAAAUGCUCUCAAUCCAUUCGCCACAAAAGGAAAGCAAAAUAAAUCAGUUAAGCCGGGCAGUGGUAUGAGUCAACCAUACGUGACGGGUGUACAGAGUCAGACAGCGAAAAAAAGUAAAGCCCGGGGCCAGCACAAGAAUGGCAAAUCGGCCAAUAGACCGAGUCCACGACCAACAGUACAGAGUCUCCGGGGAUUGAAUGCCGGACGUGGAUCCGGUAUCACAUUGAGACCUCGGGGUCGCAGCACCCCCCGACCGAUCCUCGAAACAACCCUCAGAGCUACAACCAAACCAGCGACUAAAUCACCAAAGCUAAGGAUUAUCGAUGCUGGAACAAUGGCUCCUAUGCAACGGGGACUCAUUCUCAUGGAGCCACCCUCCAAGGCAUCCACCAAUAAAGUCCCUGUUGUUUUUCAACAGUACCCUAAAAUCCAACAACUCUAUCCAUUAUAUCCGAUUUAUGCUGGCGCCAGGGGUGUCGACCAACAUGCCGCCAGGGCAAAAGGACUCGAUCUACUUCAGGAUCAACAGUUUGACUCGACAAAUCUUCAGAUCACUGAUAAGGAUACCCUUGACGAAUGGAAACUGGUGUUUUAUGGGACGGAAACGUCCAUCGAGUUUGACGACGAAUUGGACAAGGAUAAGCUGAGCCCAGCUGGUUCGCCUGAUGUCAAUCAGGAGAAUUUAGCUAUCGAGGGUCGUCAAAAUAUCGUUGAUACCGAGGGUGAUCCAUGGACUGGGAGACAACAGGUGGAUCUAAUAUCCCAUCCAGAAGUUGAGAAGCCAACGACGGAGAAUCAAACGAGCGGUUCGUGCCGGAGUUUUGAUUCUCACGGGUGCCUAGUUUGCGAUAAGAAUUGGUACCUUUACGAGGGCAAGUGCCUGUCGAAAUGUCCUGGGGGCACGUACGGGGCUCACAGCCAGGAGAAGAAUGUUUGCAGCCUGUGCCAUUAUUCGUGUAUGACUUGCUAUGGGCCAUCGGACAUUGAAUGCACCUCUUGCCACGCCGAUUCAACUGCUGUGUCGCUGAAUCUGAAGGAUUACCGAUGUAUAAUAAAGUCACUGGAAUGGACAACCCACUCGACAAAAUGGUUCUACUUUACGAGCAUUCUACUUGGCCUCGUUCUCCUUAUCGUCACAAGUAUCGGAAUCUACUUGUACAUGGUGUACCAGAGGCGAAAUAGAACAGGAGGCUAUGAAAAAGUGUCGUUAGUUGGUAAUGACGAGCAUAAAGAGGACAAUGUUUACUUGAAGCGUAACAAUUGCGUGUCCGAUAGUGAUUAGAUUCGCGAGUACUUUGGUGGACAAUUCAGAAACAUUACGGAUAAAUUAUUAGUGAACGAUGCAAGUAUUGUGAUGAUCCUUUACGAGCACUUGAUGAUCUGGGGAGACCACUGUCUCUGUUUACUGCCAAAUACAUGUUGAUGUGUUGUAAUUAUUCAACUACUCGACUAGUCUCUGUUAACGUAGGAAGGAAAUCCAUUAUUUCGUCGAAUUAUUGUUAUCAUUCUGGUGUGAAGGGCCAUAAAGUUGAAGUUGAAGUUGAAUUCAGUUUCAACGCUGAUCAAGACUUUUUAAUAGGAUGUGAAAAUGUGAAAUGAAAACUUAUUGGAAAUAUGCCACUUCUCUGAAAAAUCUACACUGUCCUGAUUAUCUCCUACUGCUGAAUUAUCAAUAUUAAAAAUUUUUUUUUUUUUCAAUAAGUGACACUUUUGAGUCCUCUUUGAGAUAGCAUUUACUGCAGACAAUGAUGGCAUUAAUAAAUUAAUAAUUAGGGAUAAUAAUAUAUUAUCUUGACUGCCUCUCGAUAAUCGGAAUUAGAUUGUUUUUACAAAUGCUAUUAAUUUAUUUUGGCACUGAAAAAUAUGAACAAAAUCUUUAAUUUUAGGACGCAAAAUAAUUAAUCUCCGAAUAGUAGAAAAUUAUUCAUAAUCGGAGAUAACACGAUCAACAAACCAUGAACAACUUCCCGUCUGACUAAAGGGCCUUACUCCACUGAUAAUUCUACCUCGUCUCCCUCAGGGGGACUCAUUCUACUAGCUAACGAAAUGCCAAACAAAGAGGACACAGAAAAUAGUGAAAUACCCUACCCUCCCUUUUUCCUCACAUUUUUCUUCCAUCCAGACACCAUUUUACCGAGCAAUAAAAAUGUUCAGGUGAGAAACGCCGAUUACUUUAGUAGAAUAAUCGUUUUUGAUAACCGAUAUUCCAAGAUUUUUCUCUAGGAUUGUUAUUCGCAUUGUUUAUCGUUACAAUUGUGGUGUGACAAUUGUGAACUUGCAGCUCAAAAUGUGAUAUAGCCGCUGGAACCUAUUUUUACAACUUGUACAUCUGGUCUUGAUUGAAUAAAAU